Macrosiphum euphorbiae (potato aphid) is the source of this 426-nucleotide messenger RNA. Lineage: Eukaryota; Metazoa; Arthropoda; Insecta; Hemiptera; Aphididae. The record is from the annotation of a GenBank genome assembly.
AUGAAUGAAACUAAAUUACGAAAAAUAAAAAAUAAUCUUAUUAAUAAAAGUCCCCUUAACUUGGAAAAAAUGAAAAAAAAAAUUAACUACAUAAAUUAUAUUCUUCAACAAUUAACUUUACAAAAUUUUCACACCACUCCUUCUGAUCUGCAAAACUGUUAUGACAAUAAUAUUAACUCAUACAAAAACCAAAUAAAUACACUAAAUAAAUUGCUAAUGAACAGCAGCUUUCCGCAGAACAUAAAUAUGAAAUCAAACAACACAAUUCUAACACCCCCGGGAACACCGGUAAAUCAAUCAACAAACCAAUUAACUGAAAUAAAAGAUACGCCAGAGCGUAUAAUACAAAACGUGAAAACCUUUUAUAAAAGAUCAAUAAGAACCGAUGUACUGAAUAAUUUAAAAUUUUUUUCCACUUUCAAUUAA